AUGAGGCUCAGUUGUGAUGAUCGAGAAUUUCCAAAUCUUACUUGCCCUGAUUCCCUGAAGCUCAGCAUCAAUGAUACAGUAUCAAGGGAAGUAAAUCUUACCCAGCAUAUUACGUCUAACAGCCGUCUGAGUAACAUCCCAUCAGUGAUGGUGAACUUCUCUACUUAUGGACAGACAAAGAACUACCGGGUGUCCUCCACCAAUGAUAUGAACAUGACAAGUUCAUGUGCUUUUCAAGUGGAAAUUGCUGCAACAAAGUGUUUUGAACAAAUUCUGAACAGCCUCACCAAUGCUGAUGUGAGCUAUACACAUAAUGCUGAUGGGACUGUUAAUAGCACCACAGUGACCUGUAAACCUGGGUUUGCAUUCUCUGAUGGGAACACAUCACUUCAGUAUCAGUGUACAGGAGAGAACAUGUGGACUCCGGCUCUGCCUCUCAUCGACUGUAUUGCAACAAAGUGUUUUGAACAAAUUCAGAACAGCCUCACCAAUGCUGAUGUGAGCCAUACACAUAAUGCUGAUGGGACUGUUGAUAGCACCACAGUGACCUGUAAACCCGGGUUUGCAUUCUCUGAUGGGAACACAUCACUUCAGUAUCAGUGUACGGGAGAAAACAUGUGGACUCCGGCUUUGCCUCUCAUCGACUGUAUUGAGUAUAAGGAAUCUAUUUACACAUUUGUAAUUAAUGUGGUGUAUGGCAGUAAACAAAUAUUAAAUGAUGCGUGUGUCUCAGAACAUAACAAUCUGGUGCAACAAGUAGUUGCUGCUGACAACACUCUGGGUGACUUAUGUCGGAAAGCCUUCAGGGUUUAUUAUUCUUUCAAUGUCUCCUCUAUCCAGACCUCCAAUACAUUUUAUAAGCUUAACUCAACUUUAGUACUGGAAGUUUUGGAUUUUGAUGGAGAUACUGGUAAUAUGGCUACUUGUGCUGAGGAUAUUGAUAAGUACUACCAAAAUAUUUUCAAAUACACUACGCAUACAUCUUGUGGAUCAAUAAAUGCAAGUGGAGGUGAAGGCUUCCUGAAGAAAGGGUCAUCGUGUGAUACUAGAUUUCAACUGGUAACAGUAUCGGGAAGUCCUAAGUGUCUGCCUUGUUCACCUGGAACAUACUUCAGCAACGAGGCCUGUCAUCUUUGUGCAGAUGGAGAAUAUCAAGAUACAACAGGAGCAACAUCUUGCAAGAGUUGUACAGACAACAAGGCAUCACUCACACCACGGAUAAGUGAAGAUCGGUGCAUUUACAGGUGCAUUGAUGGUUUCUUUUCUUCAACUGGCUUGCCUCCUUGCACUGCCUGUCCAGUGGAUACCUACUGGAAAAACUCGUCAUUCUGUGAACCCUGUCCUAAUGAUGGAUCAACGUUGCAUAAUGAAGCUUCAAAGAUUGAGUCAGCUUGUAAAGUGGACUACGCAUGA
Molecule: messenger RNA, 1413 nt
Organism: Gigantopelta aegis
Lineage: Eukaryota; Metazoa; Mollusca; Gastropoda; Neomphalida; Peltospiridae
Product: sushi, von Willebrand factor type A, EGF and pentraxin domain-containing protein 1-like
Exons: 9
Coding region: 1-1413 (470 amino acids)
Biological process (GO): signal transduction
Cellular component (GO): cell surface
Source: RefSeq, a predicted model, not a curated record